GCGUCAUCCGUCCUUCGGCCCGCCUUUUCCUCUUUCCUUGGUCGCCGGGGCCGCGGAGACAGACAUGGGCAAGUUCAUGAAACCCGGGAAGGUGGUGCUGGUCCUGGCCGGACGAUACUCGGGAAGAAAAGCCGUGAUCGUGAAGAAUAUUGACGAUGGCACCUCGGACCGGCCCUACAGCCACGCUCUCGUGGCCGGCAUUGACCGCUACCCCCGCAAAGUGACGGCAACCAUGGGCAAGAAGAAGGUUGCAAAGCGUUCGAAGAUGAAGUCUUUCGUCAAGGUGUACAACUACAACCACCUCAUGCCCACCAGAUACUCCGUGGACAUUCCCCUGGACAAGACUGUGGUCAACAAGGAUGUCUUCCGGGAUCCCGCACUAAAGCGCAAGGCACGGAGAGAGGCUAAAGUCAAGUUUGAGGAGAGGUACAAGACGGGCAAGAACAAGUGGUUUUUCCAGAAGCUGCGAUUCUAGGCCCUCCAUGUCCGUAAUAAACUCAUUACACCCCACA
Tachyglossus aculeatus (Australian echidna) is the source of this 512-nucleotide messenger RNA. RefSeq names its product ribosomal protein L27 (gene RPL27). Gene Ontology annotation, biological process: translation. Gene Ontology annotation, cellular component: ribosome; cytosolic large ribosomal subunit. The transcript is spliced from 5 exons. The coding region runs from base 65 to 475 and encodes 136 amino acids. The record is from RefSeq and is a predicted model, not a curated record. Gene Ontology annotation, molecular function: structural constituent of ribosome. Lineage: Eukaryota; Metazoa; Chordata; Mammalia; Monotremata; Tachyglossidae.